This is a messenger RNA of Exophiala xenobiotica, 1420 nucleotides long. RefSeq lists its product as uncharacterized. Gene Ontology annotation, molecular function: L-iditol 2-dehydrogenase (NAD+) activity. Gene Ontology annotation, biological process: D-sorbitol catabolic process. The record is from RefSeq and is a predicted model, not a curated record. NCBI's taxonomy places the organism in Eukaryota, Fungi, Ascomycota, Eurotiomycetes, Chaetothyriales, Herpotrichiellaceae. The transcript has 2 exons. The coding region runs from base 195 to 1391 and encodes 398 amino acids.
GAAAGAUUGAUAUAGGUAACCUUGCUCGAGACAGGUGUCUUGUCGCCCUGUCUCAUACUUGAGCCCUUCCUUCGAUCUAGUUAGAAUCGGACCAGAUUUCUAAAUCUCAGAGAGAGAGAGAGAGAGAGAAAAGACCAUUUCAGCAGACUCGAGGCAAAGCAUCGUUUUUGUGCAGAAUAAUAUUGUUAUAAAACAUGUCUUCGACCGAAAACGUACAAGCAUUGGUUUUGCAUGGCGCCAAAGACUUGAGAUUGGAAAGUCGACCACAAUCCGCUCUCCAACCAGGAGAAGUCCGAAUAGCAGUCAGGGCAACUGGUCUUUGCGGCUCCGAUCUACAUUACUACCAUCAUGGCCGGAACGGUAACUUCGUGCUGAAAGCACCUCUGGUGCUGGGUCAUGAAGCAUCGGGGGUUGUCACGGCUGUACCAGAGUCCUCGAAUGGUGCCACAAAUGGAGUGGUGCCUUCAUCAGCGCUCAAGGUGGGCGACAGAGUAGCUGUGGAAGUGGGAUUCCCAUGUCGGUCAUGCUCUUUAUGCACUACAGGACGCUAUAACUUGUGCCCCAAGUUAUCCUUUAGAUCAUCAGCCAAAACCUUCCCACACGCCGAUGGAACGCUGCAGACGAUCAUUUCACAGCCUGCCAACAUGUGCCAUAAGCUCCCAGACAAUGUCACUUUUGAGCAGGGUGCCCUCGUCGAGCCUCUAGCCGUCUCAUUACAUGCUCUCAACCGAAGCCAGACGGCCGGAUCAGGAGCCGGAGUACCCUUGACGGGCUCGAGCGCUUUGGUUCUUGGGGCUGGUGCGGUAGGGAUGCUGACUGCUGCUGUUCUGGCGGUUGCUGGUGUCACAGAUAUCGUCAUUGCCGAUAUUGAUGCUCCAAGGCUGAAAAUUGCAGGGGCACUUGGUGGUGGCAAAUUCAAACUCAAGACUUUCCUUCUUCCUCGAAAAGCACCUGCCCCUACGAUCGAGGAGACAUUGGCUGGCGCACAAGACCUGGCUGCAGAGGUGUGCAAGUCGGCUGGUCUGGAGGCAGGGUUUGAUCGGGUCUUCGAGUGUACUGGUGUACCUUCCUGUGUGCAAAUGGGUAUCUUUGCUGCCAUGGCUGGGGGGAAGCUGGUCCUCGUGGGGAUGGGCACACCGACGCAGACAUUACCAUUGGGAGCUGCAGCAUUAAGAGAGGUGGAUAUCAUUGGGGUCUUCAGAUACGCCAAUUGUUAUCCUCCUGCAAUUGCACUUUUUGCAAGUGGGAAGCUGGACGGUGUCGCAGAGGAUCUUGUCACUCACCGCGUUGCACUGGCAGAUGGAGAGAAAGCAUUCAGGCUGGCAGCAAACCAGGCGAAGGACGGGGAGGAUGAAGGCCGAGUGCCGGUGAAGGUGGUCAUUACUUCGUAGUACUAAUGAGUAUCAUGUGGUGGGUUAUG